Molecule: messenger RNA, 3147 nt
Organism: Pomacea canaliculata
Lineage: Eukaryota; Metazoa; Mollusca; Gastropoda; Architaenioglossa; Ampullariidae
Product: required for meiotic nuclear division protein 1 homolog
Exons: 11
Coding region: 229-1431 (400 amino acids)
Biological process (GO): positive regulation of mitochondrial translation
Source: RefSeq, a predicted model, not a curated record
CUGCUACUCUUACAAGAAAGUGCCGACUAGGUGAUGAAAUAAAAAUUUUUGGUGCGUUCAAGUUUAAACUUCAGUUUACGGAAGAAUACGGAAAGAAAAUUUACACUUCAAAAAAUCAGUUAUUCUUUUGUUAUUCUGCAGUAUUCUAACAGCAUUUAGAUUGCAUUACCUGUUCAGUUCAAACUUUCAGUCUCCUUUUAACUUCUUACGCUGCAUAAGACCCAGCUAAUGGCACAGCUAGGAAAGACGCUCAGAAUUUUCAGGAUUGUGAACUUGAAAAGCGGUCUGCAGUUGCCAUCCAUCACAAAGAUACAGCCAGCAAGACCGCAUGUAUUUAAAACGUCUUAUAUUUGCUCUUCCUGUUUCUCAAAGCAGCAGCUCCUGGACAGGUUUAGCAGCUGGAGUGCUACAAAGACCACACAUAUGAGCAGGUGUGCCUCUCAAAGAAUACUAACUAGAUGUAAUACCACAGUUGCAGGCAUUCAGAAACAAGUUUCAGCUCUUGCAACCAAGCGACCAGCCAGGAAAAAAACUAUAAAAUCACUGGAUGAAAAAAAGGAUAUAGUAGACAGUGUAGUCGCUUAUGCUGUAGCAGAAGAAAUUGACUUGAAUCAGCUGAGAAAAGGGUUACAAGUGCAAGGCCUUUAUGACAUCUCUGACUUGCCUGUUGAUGUCCAGGAUGCAGUGCAUAUCAAAGCAAAGUAUAAUGUGGGUGAGAAGCAACGGGAAGUCUUUCUCUUCAGAGAUGGGUCUGCAGUUUUUUGGUUCAUGCCAGAAGUAGAGAGAAGAGAAGUUCUGAAGUUUCUCCAAAAAUAUGCCACUGAGCCAUACUCCCAAAGCCUUGUAAUUCAUGAAAGAGAAGAGAUGGCAUUGACAUCUAUCAAAGGACCCACUUCCCUUGUCAAUGAAACACUGCAGCUUAACGAGGAGUCAGAUGAAGGACAUGCCACAUUGGAAAAGUACGCAUUCUCUAAUGCCAUUGCACAGUCGGUUAAACUGGGAAUCUGGGAGGCAUCUCUGAACAAAUUUGUUGACUCAAUUGAAGUUGUUACUGAGGAUCUGAGAGACGGAAGGAAAAUCAGCAUGUCACGUCGUGAAGUUUUGCGCAAGACUGGAGAACUUUUUGCUUUGAGGCAUCUGAUCAACCUGAGUUCUGACCUGCUGGACACACCUGACUUUUAUUGGAACAGGGCAGUCUAUGAACCUCUAUACCUCUCUAUCUAUCAGCAUCUGGAUGUCCAUCGACGAACAAGGGUAAUGAAUGAAAAGCUGAGCCACUGCUGUGAACUGAUGGACUUGUUAAGGAGCCACCUAAAUGAUGCACAUCACACACGACUUGAAGUCAUGAUCAUUUUGCUUAUCAUGGUGGAGGUGGUCUUUGAGAUCGUCCACUAUAUUGAACGCUACAUUGAAAGCAAAGCAUCUGCAUGAUAGUGCUAGCACAUCUUCGCCAGAAGGAACAGAAAAGGGACAUCAGAACUGUUAUGUUGGUGUCAGCUCUGUGGCAUUAUUGAAAGGAAGCUGAAAGUUGACAAAUCAGAAUCAUGAUAAAAUAUUGCAAGCAGUUUGGUAAUGAACUGGAAAUCUUUGUAAAGGUAUCAGAGAUCUAUAAUAGCCUCCAUUUUAGACCCAGACAUGUAACACUGUCCUACUUAUUAUAGGGCUCAAAAUAUGUAUCUGUACUUUUGUGUAUGUGACACGUACACAUACACAUUAGAUGAAAAGGAAGAGGGAAGGUGUAUCUGUAUAUUCCGAUGUGUUUUCAUUCUCUAAGUUUACUCUUUAAAGAAAAACACUAUUUGAACAGUGAUAGAACUAUAAAAUGUGAAACAUGAAAAGAAUUUUAGUUCGAUAUAUGUAUACAUAUGACUAUAAAAAGAAAUUUUGCUUGUGGUGCAUUAAUUCAUGCUGUGCUACAGUUAUCUCAUUCAGGAUAUCAGGUUGUACACAUCAUUAAUGUUCAUCUUAACAGUGGCAACCUCUCUUGAUUAACUUAAAUCUUAAGUAUCUGUUUGAAAUAUGCUGUACAUAUGGAAGAAAAUAUAUUACCAUUGCUUAUCAGUUUUGAAACAUACAUUGACAUAACAAUGGGCUUAAUGUCUCUAAGCAUAAAAUAGUUCAGAAUGUUUUCUAAGAAAAUGUUCUCAUUAGCUUUUUUAGGUGAUUCGAAGCAAUUGUCCAUAUUCACAAGAAUUAGAGGCUGAGUUAGCACACUGGAUGUCUGUAUCCAUCAUUUGAUCUAUGAGCACUGCCCAUUAAAACAGCAGUUAGAAUUAUGCAGUAAGCACUCCACGUACAGUGUUUUAAAAAGGCUUUUGUUAAUUCUACUGCAUGGUAAAUUUCUUGCAUAGCAUUUUUUUCCUAUGAACCAUCAUGGAUAAUUAGCUGCCUUCACACUCUCCUUUAAAACUAAUCAAAAGUCGUCAGUAGAUCAAAUGUUUGCUGAAAGGUAUAUUCAAAGUUCCUGUCGAGAGAAGAUGCACAUCUGCAGCCCACACAAAGGACACUGUAGUGAUUUGCAAAAUCUGUUGUAUAAGUCUUUUUGAUACCUUCUUGGAAGGAUUAUAGCAAUGUUUGGUUCUACCUUUGUGUGAAGUUAUUUUCCUUAUGAAACAAGCACUUCUCAGAGAACAAGACUGAUGAACACCUCUCAUCUGUAAUGAAAGUCAGAACCGCACAGACAUUUCAGCCAGACAUAGAAAAAGUUUUCAUUAAAAGGAGGUGUCAAGCUUCUGGACAAAACACUAAAAAUAAUUGUAAAUGUCUGUUUUAACUGUGGCAAUUUUUGUACAAGUGCAUUUAGUGCUGUUGCAUACAAGUCAUUGAUGAUGCUUAAUUUUUUUUUUUCUUUUGUUUAACGACUUUUUACUUUGCAUUCAUGAAUGUGGCUAGCCACUAAUCCAUUUGUAUGCACAUCAUUUACUGUGUGUCUUUGAGGGUGACUUGUUACUAGAGACUCUGUGCAUAAAAAAGGUGCUGGGCACUAGUUCAGUGGCUAAUUCGCACUAGCCUGGUAAAUGUUUAUUUUUAAAGCAAAUUGAAAUGGAAAUCCUGGUAAGAUAGGAGUUGUUGACUUAAACUGUUUCAGGCUAUUGGUCUGUUUACAAUAAAUCCAACUCUGCAAAUACAGAAGACUACCACUUUGAA